UGGAGCGCAUCAGGACUUGGGCGCCAAUAUAUCUCCAGCCCGUCUCGGCUUUGCCCCGCUCGACCCGCUCCGCAGCCCAUCAAGCAGCCCAUCAAGCAGCCCGUCAAGCAGCCCGUCAACACCUCGCCGGCCAGCACGAUGGACAACACACAGGGAAAGCCCGAUCCGCCGGAAGAGCCGCAGUUUCUCUCUGGGCGUAACCUGCUCACCAUCGUGAUCGAUACCAACCCCUAUGCUUGGCUCAAACUCUCUCGUCGGGCCACCAACCCGGUCCAGUUCACCGCCGUGCUGGAGCAGAUUCUGGUCUUCAUCAACGCCCAUCUUGCUCUCAAAUACGACAACCUGCUUGCCGUCAUUGCCUCGCACAACGACCACGCCGAGUUUCUGUUUCCGUCGUCACUGGUAUCGGUAGAUCCAUCCAAGAAGCCGGCCAAUAUCUAUCGCCAGUUCUGCGAAGCGGACGUCACCAUCACAGAACGGCUGCGACAGCUCGCCCAGAGGAGCACCGAGCCCACGGAACCGAGAUCAGAUUCGUCCAUGGUCCCCGCGGCGUUGUCGAUGUGCUUGGCAUACAUCAACCGCAUCCAGAAGGAGAAUGAAUAUCGCCAGGUCCGCUCGAGGGUGCUGAUCAUAUCAGCCUCGCCAGACUCGUCGGCCCAGUAUAUUCCGUUGAUGAACUGCAUAUUUUCCGCUCAAAAGUCGGGCAUCCUGAUCGAUGUCUGCAAACUGCACAACGAGUCGCUGAUCUUUAUGGAGCAAGCCGCCCAGCUGACAGGUGGCGUAUUCUUGGAUGUACCCGACCCACGGAGUCUGAUCCAAUAUCUUUUGUUCUCGUUUCUCUCGGAUGUCGAUACCCGCAAAUCGCUCUGUCUGCCCGGGAACAAGCAAGUCGACUACCGCGCCGCCUGUUUCUGUCACAAAAACAUUGUCGAUGUUGCCUAUGUCUGCUCAGUGUGUCUUUCAGUGUUCUGCACCAGCCACUCCGAGUGUUCCACAUGCCAGUCCAAGUUCCCCGCAAAGUGACCGCAGACGGCAUAGGCAAUAGCGAAUACGACACUCGAAUCUCCAAAGCGGCCGUUCGAGCGACGACCAUCGACUGGGCUUCGAUUUCGAUGCACUCAUGUCUUGCUGCACGCUCGCAUGCCG
This is a messenger RNA of Polychytrium aggregatum, 1146 nucleotides long. RefSeq names its product RNA polymerase II transcription factor B subunit 4. NCBI's taxonomy places the organism in Eukaryota, Fungi, Chytridiomycota, Chytridiomycetes, Polychytriales. The coding region runs from base 139 to 1023 and encodes 294 amino acids. The transcript is spliced from 6 exons. Gene Ontology annotation, cellular component: transcription factor TFIIH holo complex; transcription factor TFIIH core complex. Gene Ontology annotation, biological process: regulation of DNA-templated transcription; nucleotide-excision repair. The record is from RefSeq and is a predicted model, not a curated record.